Musa acuminata subsp. malaccensis (wild Malaysian banana) is the source of this 2660-nucleotide messenger RNA. The record is from RefSeq and is a predicted model, not a curated record. Lineage: Eukaryota; Viridiplantae; Streptophyta; Magnoliopsida; Zingiberales; Musaceae.
CGACGGACGGAAGAAGAAAUCACAACCAAACAUUGCCCCAACUUUGCUUCCCACGACGAUUUCUCGCUUCGAUCGCGAGUAUUCGUCCGAUUGCCGUUGUCGAGGGAGGAAGCGUCAGCCCCGGGUGCCGAGCAUGAUGAGAGCUCCCGAUCGUCUCCGGCUUCUUGCCCCCCUCCUGCUGCUGUUGCUUCUUCCUUCGUCGUCGCUGUCUUCGUCGCCUCCUGAUGUGCGGGAAAGCAUCGGGGAGUUGCUGCGAAGGUUGGAGAACAAGCGGCCUUCUUCUUCCGUCCAGGUGGCAGCCGCCCAUGCCCUCCUCCUACGGUUGCUCCCCACCCAUCACUCCAGCUUCCGCUUUGAGAUCAUCCCCAAGGGAAUUUGCAAGCAAAACGGUUGCUUCCAUAUCAGUAAUGUCAAUAGCUCGAACAGUGAUGGAGCAGAGAUAUUGAUUCGAGGUACCACAGCAGUAGAGAUCUCCUCCGGUCUUCACUGGUAUCUCAAGUACUGGUGUGGUGCCCAUAUUUCAUGGGACAAAACAGGUGGUGUUCAAUUAGCUUCAGUUCCUCCACCUGGGUCGUUGGCUCGUGUAGAUGGUGAAGGGGUGAAGGUUGAACGCCCCGUUCCUUGGAGUUACUACCAAAAUGUUGUUACUUCCAGUUACUCCUAUGUUUGGUGGGACUGGAGACGAUGGGAAAAAGAGAUUGACUGGAUGGCACUCCAAGGAAUCAACUUACCUUUGGCAUUUACAGGGCAAGAAGCCAUCUGGAAGAAGGUUUUUAAGGGUUUUAAUGUUAGUAGUGAUGAUUUGAAUGAUUUUUUUGGUGGACCAGCCUUUCUUGCUUGGGCUCGAAUGGGAAACUUACAUGGAUGGGGUGGACCGCUGUCUCAAAAUUGGUUGAAUCAACAAUUAUUAUUGCAGAAACAGAUCCUAUCUCAUAUGGUUGAGCUUGGAAUGACUCCUGUGUUACCAUCAUUCUCCGGCAAUGUUCCAGCUGUAUUUAGAAAAUUAUUCCCCUCUGCAAGUAUUACCAGACUUGGCGAUUGGAACACUGUUGAUGGUGAUCUUCGGUGGUGUUGUACAUAUCUUCUUGAUCCAAAAGAUCCUUUGUUUGUUCAAGUGGGAGAGGCAUUUAUCAAGCAACAAAUUGAAGAAUUUGGGGAUGUAACUGACAUCUACAACUGUGAUACAUUUAACGAAAAUUCCCCACCAACAGAUGAUCCAAAGUAUAUCUCAUUGCUUGGAGCAGCUGUUUAUAAGGCCAUGUCUAAAGGUGAUAAAGAUGCUGUAUGGUUAAUGCAGGGCUGGUUAUUUUCCUCAGAUGCAGCAUUUUGGAGGCCACCUCAAAUGAAAGCACUUCUGCAUUCUGUUCCUAUUGGAAAGAUGAUAGUCCUUGACUUGUUUGCUGAUGUCAAACCUAUAUGGAUACAAUCUUCUCAGUUCUAUGGGGUUCCAUAUGUCUGGUGCAUGUUACAUAACUUUGGUGGAAACUUGGAAAUGUAUGGCAUACUUGACAUGAUCUCAUCAGGCCCUAAUGAUGCUCGUCUUAGCAAGAAUUCUACCAUGGUUGGUGUUGGUAUGUGUAUGGAAGGAAUAGAGCACAAUCCUGUAGUGUAUGAGCUUAUGUCUGAAAUGGGAUUUAGAAGUCAAAAGGUUGAACUCAAGGAAUGGUUGAAAAGCUAUUCUCUUAGGCGCUAUGGUCAGGCAUUUCCCCAGAUAGAAGCUGCAUGGAAUAUUCUUUAUCAUACAAUAUAUAAUUGCACAGAUGGAGUAGCUGAUCAUAACAGAGACUACAUAGUCCAGUUCCCAGAUUCUGUUCCCAUUCUACAGGAUUCUCAGUCUUCUAAUGAAGGACCAAGCAGAAGAUUCUCAGUGGUGGACAAGAACCAUAGGUUCUCAUUUAGGGAGACUAGUUCUAGUAUGCCACGUCCACAUUUAUGGUAUUCAACUGAAGAAGUGAUAAAUGCCCUUAAGCUAUUUCUUGAUGCAGGAGAUAAUCUCACAAGAAGUGCAACAUACAGAUAUGACCUUGUUGAUCUUGCAAGGCAAGUGUUAUCAAAACUAGGAAAUCAGUUUUAUUUAGAUGUGAUGACUGCAUACCAAGAGAAGGAUGCAAAAGCAUUAAAUUUUCACAGCCAAAAAUUUCUGGAUCUUAUCGAGGACAUUGACGAGCUUUUGGCUUCUAAUAACAACUUUUUGCUUGGGACAUGGUUAGAAAGUGCAAAAAGCCUAGCAGUAAGUGAUAGCGAGAGAAGGCAGUAUCAAUGGAAUGCAAGAACACAAGUAACAAUGUGGUAUGACAACACGAAGACCAACCAGAGCAAACUUCAUGACUAUGCCAACAAAUUUUGGAGUGGCCUGCUCAGGAGCUAUUACCUACCCAGGGCUUCAACUUAUUUCAGUUAUCUAUCUCGAAGUCUGCAACAAAAUACGGACUUCGCUUUGGAGAAAUGGAGAAUGGAUUGGAUAUCAUAUUCUAAUAAUUGGCAAGCAGGCACGGAAGUUUAUGCUACCGAAGCUGCAGGCAACUCUAUAGCCAUUUCUAAAGCCUUGUUAGAGAAAUAUUUUAGCUGAUUUCACUUUUUCUUUCUCCAUUCGAACUAUGGAUGUAAAAUAAAUAAGCAGAUUGCAGUUUAUUGGGUUCCAGUGAUUUCCCUGAUCUGAA